Benincasa hispida (wax gourd) is the source of this 1678-nucleotide messenger RNA. It is a transcript of the gene SDG40, whose product is annotated as SET domain group 40. Gene Ontology annotation, biological process: peptidyl-lysine monomethylation. Gene Ontology annotation, molecular function: protein binding; protein-lysine N-methyltransferase activity. The record is from RefSeq and is a predicted model, not a curated record. NCBI's taxonomy places the organism in Eukaryota, Viridiplantae, Streptophyta, Magnoliopsida, Cucurbitales, Cucurbitaceae.
CCAAAAAGUAUUUUUUCGGUUUGUUCCAUGAUGUUAUCGCAAAAUUGAGAGCUCACAAAAAUGGCGGAGGAGCGGAGGGUUUGAUGGAGGGUUUGUGAAGAUGGGAACUGAAGAAAGUUUUGGAAGUCUGCUGAGAUGGGCGGCGGAUCAUGGAAUUUCAGAUUCUGUCGAUCAACAGACUUCACAUUCUUGUUUGGGCGAUUCUUUGUGCGUCUGUUUCUUCCCUGAUGCCGGCGGGAGAGGUCUAGGGGCUGUUCGUCAGCUUAACAAAGGAGAGUUAGUGCUGAGAGUUCCAAAAUCUGUCUUGUUCACGACCCAAAGUUUGUCGUUGGAAGAUGAGAAGCUCGCCAGGGCUCUGAAGAGAUACCCAUCUCUUUCUUCUACUCAGAAGUUGACCUUUUGUUUACUCUAUGAGAUUGGUAAAGGAACUAGUUCUUGGUGGUUGCCUUACUUGAAGCAUUUGCCCCAGAGUUACGACAUACUGGCAACUUUUGGAGAAUUUGAAAAGCAAGCCCUGCAGGUUGAUUAUGGUAUCUGGGCAACAGAGAAGGCUGCUUUGAAGUCUCUCAUGGAGUGGAGAGGAGUUAAAGGACUAAUGGAAGAAUUCAAUAUUAAAAACCAACUCCAAACAUUCAAGGCAUGGCUUUGGGCCUCUGCAACUAUAUCAUCUAGGGCAUUGUAUGUACCAUGGGAUGAGGCCGGAUGUUUAUGUCCAGUUGGUGACUUGUUUAAUUAUGCUGCACCUGAAGGGGAGUCCAUUGAUGGUACGGAUGUUUCAUUUUUUUCACCACACGCUUCUUUGAAUGGAGACAUAACUACUGAUGAGUUACAUGAAGAGCAAAGAGAUACUCAAUGGGCUUUGACAGAUGGUGGAUUUGAGGAAGAUGUUUCUGCCUACUGCUUCUAUGCUCGGGAAAGUUAUAAGAAGGGAGAGCAGGUUCUUUUAAGCUAUGGUACAUACUCAAACUUAGAGCUUCUUGAAUAUUAUGGGUUUCUUCUUCAGGAAAAUCCAAAUGACAAAGUUUUCAUUCCUUUGGAACAUGACAUUUAUAAUUCCAGUUCUUGGCCCAAGGAAUCUCUUUAUAUUCAUCAAAAUGGAAACCCAUCUUUUUCUCUACUUUCCGCUCUGCGAUUAUGGGCAACCCACCCGAACAAGCGUAGAGGUGUCGGGCAUCUUGCUUAUUCCGGGUCACAACUCUCCGUCAAGAAUGAAAUAUUAGUCAUGCAGUUGUUAUCAAAGAACUGCCUUACUGUUUUAAACAAUUUGCCAACAUCAGUUGAAGAAGACAAUCAGCUUCUGUGCAACAUCUGCAAAAUCCAGGAUCUACAAGUACCAAGGGAGCUCAGGAAGAUGCUGUUGACUUAUGGAGGCGAGUUUUCUGCUUUCUUGGAGACCAAUGGUGUAGUGAAUAGAGAUGAAGCCGAGUUACAUUUAUCUGGGAAAAUAAAACGUUCUCUGGAGAGAUGGAAACUAGCAGUCCAGUGGAGGCUUUUGUACAAGAAGGCGUUGGUUGAUUGCAUAAGUUACUGCACCAGAACUAUUUGUUCUCUAUCUUCUUAAUCUGGUUCAGGUUGUGAUUACCAGGUUCUAACUUAAACUUUUCCUAUUAAAUGAAUUUUAUGGGUAUCAUGAGAUUAUAGAAUGGUAUGAAUAUGAUAGCAUCGAAUCAUCUUCUUC